Molecule: messenger RNA, 4429 nt
Organism: Gasterosteus aculeatus aculeatus (three-spined stickleback)
Lineage: Eukaryota; Metazoa; Chordata; Actinopteri; Perciformes; Gasterosteidae
Gene: agpat2
Product: 1-acylglycerol-3-phosphate O-acyltransferase 2 (lysophosphatidic acid acyltransferase, beta)
Biological process (GO): phosphatidic acid biosynthetic process
Cellular component (GO): membrane; endoplasmic reticulum
Molecular function (GO): 1-acylglycerol-3-phosphate O-acyltransferase activity
Source: RefSeq, a predicted model, not a curated record
UGUCACAACAUUUGAGUUACCGAGUAAACAGUACAUGAUACUUUAUCGUGUCUCUAAAGCAAACAGUUGUAUCGACAUUUUCAGGCAGCGCGGAGCUUGAAUAUAAACGGGUUUUUUCAAAUAAGGGAAAGGGGAAGUUUUUAUUGCUUUCAUUUUGACAAGUUACAGAAUGAAACAUGUUCCUGUGGAUAUAAACUAAAAAACCUUGCUAUGGAUACUGUUUAAAUUGUCCAUUCGUGUAACGUGUUUUUCAAAGUAGAAUGGUGGUGCAGUUUUCCAAAAAAGACUGUUAUAUUGCAUUGUUAUUGUCACACCUUUUAAUGAUUGCAAAUGGGCAUUAAUCAAGAACAACCUGCAAUGCUUUUCUGUUCUUUUUACCGCUCAACAGAAAAGCGUUCUGUGUCUUCUACGGAGUUCAAAUCACUGCCAAUGACUAGGAUGAGCGCACAUAUUAAAUCAGGAUUAAUCAGUGAUUGAUCCUAAUCUUCCAAAUCAGGUCAAGUAGAGCCCCUUGGACAGGGCUGAAACGUCAUAGUCAGGGCCGCUGGACAGUGUCAGAUUAUAGUUUAGGAUCGGAUUACCACUGCUAAUCCCAUUAGACAUGUUGUGCUUUAAAUGGCUGCCAAACUGCUCUAAGCAUGUGGAGAGAGUGGAUCUAUGGCGGCCUGUUAUAGCAGAGUGAAAUGUGAAAGAAAUUGGAAUUAAAUAAAAAUCCUUCAAGAGGUCUGAUUGUGGAUAGAAGUUAUUACUAAUUUAAUAUCAUACUGGAUAUAAUAAACAUGUAAAUUAGCUCGUGACAUCAGAACCGUAAUGGGCCAGCAACCGGAAAUGGAGAAGAAGAAGAAGAAAAAAAAUGACGAUGACGAGUUGACUCCACCUCAUGAUGCCAUUUAGCAACAGAUGAGCAGCAGCAGAAGAAGAAGAAGAAAAAUAUCCCCGGCAGGCGCACGUUCUUUCUUUUUUUUGGCUUCCCGGGCAGCCGGAGACACGCGCGCGCACACCGCCGGCGGCGUCGCCCGCGCGCCCUAACGGCCUCCUCCUGACGGCGUAACGGGUCGGAAGGGUCGCGGUGCCUCCCUCGCUUGUCGCCCCGCAGCGCGGCCAGCGGUUUUCUCCUCUCUCCUUCCUCCACGUCGCGCGCGCGUGUGUGUGUGUGUGUGUGUUGCGGCUGGCAGAGAGACUUUCUCCCCCCCCGCCGCGGCAUCGCCAUGGACGUGCUGUGGCUGAUUCCGCUGCUGCUGGUUCCGCUGCUGAUGUGGAGCAGCGGCACGUUCGUUUUUUAUUUCAAAAAGUGCUUCUACGUGGGCUGGAUGAUGGUGCUGGCGCUGCUGGCCAUCCCCCUGUGCAUGCUGAAAAGCGGGGGCAGAGACGUGGAGAACAUGAGGAUCAUCCGCGUCCUGGUUCGUCAUGUGAAGUAUUUCCUGGGCCUUCGCUUCGACGUGAGCGGCUGGGAGCAUCUGCAGACUGAGGGGCCGUACGUCAUCAUCUCCAACCACCAGAGCUCCCUGGACGUGUUGGGCCUGAUGGAGAUCUUACCAGACCGCUGCACCAUGAUCGCCAAGAAGGAGCUGGUCUACGCCGGCACGGUGGGUCUCAUCUGCUGGCUGGGCGGCAUCGUCUUCAUCAACCGCAAGAAGACCAGCGACGCCAAGAGCGUCAUGGCCGAGGCGGCACAAACCAUGCUGGACCAGCAGAUUCGUCUGUGGGUUUUCCCAGAGGGAACCCGAAACCAGAAAGAAGACCUGCUGCCCUUCAAGAAAGGGGCUUUCCACCUGGCGGUGCAGGCACAGGUGCCCAUCAUACCCGUCGUUUUUUCCUCCUACCGCAACUUCUACCUACGGAAGGAAAAGCGGUUCAACUCGGGGACCGUCCGGUUGAGGAUCCUCCCAAAGAUCGAGACGAAGGGAAUGACGUCCGACGACAUUUCAUCCCUCUGCGACAAAUCCUUCGACCUGAUGCAAGCCGCCUUCCGUGAGCGUCUCCGACUUCAAACGCACGAGCAACGGGCCGUCGAAGGCGCUGAACAUUCGCCGCGCUCCCGCCUCCUUUUUCCUCCCACGUCCCCGUCUGAGACUUGUCUGCCCCGCCCCCCAGUCCCCCUCCCCGCUCCUCCCCCUCUGCUUUCCCCCAGGUUUCCCAUUGCCUGGCCUUGUCAUGAAAUCUCUUCUUGUCUAGUGGACGCCUGGUCGGGUCGGCCUCUGGCCCGACCAGUCAGCGCAGUCUGUCCCGACCCUCACUGUGCCUGCAGCAGCAGCAGCACCUGCACCACCACCUCCUCCACCUCCACCAGCAGCAGCGCUGCUCUGCAGGCCGUGAGCGGAAUGACGGACGGCCGUAUAGAUGCGUGCUGUUCUUCAUGCAUGACGGAGGGCUCUGGCCACCACCAGUUUUUGCUUUGCUUCCUGCCUUUUUAAUUCUUUUUUUUUUAUUAUAAUCAUUUCUUUUCUCCACCUUCCACCUCCUUGGCUUUUCUUUGUGUCACCUUUUCAUCUCCUGCUGCUGUUAUUUGAGCCCCGGACAAACAAAAAAACAUGCACAAAAAAACAUGCGCAAAUGCAUUCAAAGUGCUCCACCUCUUUCCUUUCUUCCUUCCUUCCUUUCCUUUUUGUGUGCUCUCUCUCUCCCUUUUUCUCCAUUCCAGUCUCUUGCCUAAAGACGAAAGUGGUAGAGGUGAGGGGUCGACCGCGGGCUUCUAGGGUCCCGUCGCUAUGAAUUCUAGUGUGUGUCCAUGUUGGCUCUUCAAGCCGGUGACCAAUCGCUCCAAGACCCACUUCAUGAUGUCAGCAAGCGGGGAAUUCCAGUUUACAAGAAGCCGUGUGUAACAAUAGCGCCCAUCUGUACUGAAUUACCGGGUUUCCGAGGACUGAUGUUUUUUUUCAAUGUUGUGCAUUGUGGGUGUAUCGUAUGCAUUCAGUCGGUUCCUCUCCAAAAGGUUCCAAAGAUCCAGCGUGCAGCACGGAAGAGCCUCUUCUCGCCGUGUGUUUGCUUUAUAUUUAUUACAUCAGAUAAACUUGUUUUUGCUAUUUGUUUUGUUUUCCGGUGGCUUCACAGGUGAACCGAUUUGUAAGGUGUGUCAAAAAGUGAUUUCAUGCUGUGCGAUGUCCAACUGUUUCAAGCAUUACUGUUCCAAAGUGCGAGCGACCUGCUGUGCCAUGACCAGUGAAGGCUCCCUCGCUGUGACCUGUGCCCCGUCAACAAGGGCCCUCUCAUAGUUGGGGGGGGGGGGGGAGAAAGUUGUGUAGAAUCAUGAGACGGUUGUCGGGCUUGAAGUGAUUUGUUCAGAUUAACUGAAAGGUUCACUAAUUACUAGCAAACCUGUAAUAUGUUUUAGUCCACAGUGUUUAUUUUUCCAUUAGCAACAUGAAAGUGAAUAACUGGGAUCAAGCUACGGCGAAACCUCACGGAAGAAUAAGCGUUGUGGACAUUUUGCCUUAAGUUUGUUGUUUUCUGCUUCGUUAAAUGUACAAAGACUCCUGACCGCGUAGAACCGGCUGAACUGUUUCAGUUUACAUCCAGGUCUUCAACUUCACGUUGCUCGCUGCCUUUAUACGGUUUGCCAAAUCCUUAAUUUUGCCGCUUUUGCUCCUCAAACAGUGUUUCGGCAUUCAGAACAUUUGUGUGCAACUAAUUACGUUUUCUCCUUUUAGUAAAUGAACGCGGGAUGUUGCGUCUUCACGGAAAUGUAUUCAGACUAUGAAAUGCUAAAUUGACACAAGCGGAGAGUCUCGUAUUGAACAGAUACUAGUAUUAAAACUAAACUCUGUUUAGUUCUUUUCUUAGUUUGAUUAUAUUUAUUUUUUAUCUGGGAGAGGAAGCUUUGCAGUCAAUGGUUUAAAUGUUAUAAAGUACUUUACCAAAUUUAUUUCUUCUCAGAUAUUAGUUCUACAACAGAAAGUUUGCUCCCGAGGUGUUUUACCCGUUUCAUUUCAAUCCCUUUGUCAUUUUGUAAUACAAAUGUGUGAUUUCUAAGCUUUACGUCAUGAGCUUUGACCGGUGGAGAACAAGCUCGACCGUGCUGGUUGAUUUUUGGGCAAUUGUUUACGAACUACGAUAACUGUCAAAUGAAAUCUUCUUGACCCUAAUAAAGCACUUUUCAUGCUGAGUUUGGGAGGGAAAAAAAAAAGAACAAGGACGUUCAAGUUUUCUCAGAUUUUCACCAAAGCCAUUAAAAGUGUAAUUGGUGGGAGCUUUACAUGGAUACGAGAGACCGAGCGCACAUCCUGCAGAGCCGAGUGUGUGUGUGUGUGUGUGUGUGUGUGUGUGGUCCUUUACUGAAUGUGUGCGUCAUGACGUACGCACACAUGGUAGAGACGGCCGUUCUAGUAUUUGGUUAAUAUUGACGAUGUAGUGUUAUUGAUUUCACCUUUUCUGGGUAAAUGUGAAUGCCUUGCAAAAGAAUAAAUAAAAAAACGAUUAUUUUCUUUCUUAA